Cottoperca gobio is the source of this 1029-nucleotide messenger RNA. Its product is annotated as calponin homology domain-containing protein DDB_G0272472-like. The record is from RefSeq and is a predicted model, not a curated record. Lineage: Eukaryota; Metazoa; Chordata; Actinopteri; Perciformes; Bovichtidae. The transcript is spliced from 4 exons. Bases 1 to 1029 code for a protein of 342 amino acids.
AUGGAAAGUCCACAAGAACUACAAGUAAAUCUGUGUUCAGCAAGCGACUCAGAAGACGAGUACUCCCAGUGUGCUCUCAGCAGAACGCUGCAGGCUCUGCGACAAGGCCUUCUGGAAACCAAAGCACAAAACCAGGAGCUGGCUGCAGAAAAUGCUGCUUUAAAAGAGCAGACAGUGAGCUGGGAGAAGGAAAAAAAGAAGCUGCUGGAUGAAAAGGACUCUUUAGUAUCAACACUGUUUAUGGCCAAAAAGGACAUGGUUAAGGCUUUAGGUUCUGCAAGAGCCAUUGACAAACUGUUUGACACUCAGCGCAAGGAGAUUAACAGAAUAUGUAAAGAAAAAACGGAGGAAGUCUGCUCCUUGAAGGAAAGUCUGCACUUCCAGAAGAUGGAGACCGAGAAAGCUGAACAAUUCUGCAAGGCAGAGUGCGAUCAGCUCGAUGAGAUGAAACUUUCCUUUGACAAAACUGUGAUUCAGUUAAAUGAAGAGUGGGAAAGCCGGUGGCUUGUAAGACAGAAGGAGGUAGCUGCUGAGCUGGAAACUCUGCAGCGGGACUGUGAGAAGAAGACGAGCCAGGUCAUCCAGGAGAAGGAUGACGUCAUCACCCGUGUUAGAAAGGAAAUGAUGGCACUGGAAGGGGGAAAUCUGGACAGCUUGGCCAAGGUGAGCGCAAUAAAGAUGGAGAUCCGCCAGAGCGAGACAGAGUGGCAAACAAAACACAAAGUUCUGGAGGAUCGUCUCCGGUGUGGGCUGGCAGCAAAGGAGGAGAUCUUUAAGAAAACGCAGGAGCUGCAGAAGCAGAGCAGAGAGGUGGAGGCGAAGUGGCUCAACAAGGAGAGCAAGAUGGAGGAGGAGAAGCAGCUCCUGAUCCAACUAAAUAUUAAGCUUCAGGAGCUCGCCUUAAAAACGGACAAAGAGAAGGCGAAGAUGAAAAAGGAGGAAAAAAAGGCAAAGAAGGAGACAGAAAAGAGGCUGAAGAAGGAGAGACAAGAGAAGGAAAAGAGAGAAGAGAAAGAAAGAUGGGACUAA